CUCCCGGUGGUGCUCCUGACGGUGACAUGCUCUGGCGGUUGGGGCCGCUCUCGGGGCAGGCGGGCUGGAACCCGGCCGCGGCGGGGUCGGGAUGGAGGCGGCCGGGCCGCGGAGCAGGGACGCGCGGGGGCGAGCGGCGAGUCAGCCUGGCAGCCGAGCAGAGAAGAGCCCGCCGGAGAGCAGGAAAGUGUAUAUGGACUACAACGCAACCACCCCGUUGGAGCCAGAGGUCGUCCAGGCCAUGACUGAAGCCAUGCAGGAAGCCUGGGGCAAUCCCAGCAGCCCUUACCCGGCAGGUAGGAAGGCCAAGGAGAUUAUCAAUGCAGCUCGGGAAAACAUUGCCAAGAUGAUAGGCGGGAGACCUCAAGACAUGAUCUUCACUUCCGGGGGCACAGAGUCAAAUAAUUUAGUAAUCCAUUCUGUGGUGAAACAUUUCCACAAAAUCCAUGCCGCAGUGGGGGACACGGCCGAGCAUCCCAGCCCAGUGGAGGGGGCCCUGCCUCACAUCAUCACCUGCACCGUGGAACACGACUCCAUCCGCCUGCCCCUGGAGCACCUGGUGGAAGAACAAGUGGCCGAGGUCACCUUUGUCCCCGUGUCCAAGGUAAAUGGGCAGGCGGAGGCUGAGGACAUCCUGGCGGCCGUCCGCCCGGCCACGUGCCUCGUGACCAUCAUGCUGGCCAAUAACGAGACAGGCGUCAUCAUGCCGGUGCCCGAGAUCAGCCGGCGAGUCCGAGCCCUGAACCAGCAGCGGGCGGCGGGCGGGCUGCCGGGGGUGCUCGUGCACACGGACGCCGCCCAGGCCUUGGGGAAGCGGCGCGUGGACGUGCGGGACCUGGGCGUGGACUUCCUGACCGUCGUGGGCCACAAGUUCUAUGGCCCCAGGAUUGGAGCACUUUACGUCCGAGGGCUCGGUGAACUCACCCCUCUGUACCCUAUGCUCUUUGGAGGUGGACAAGAGCGGAAUUUCAGGCCGGGGACAGAGAACACCCCGAUGAUUGCCGGCCUUGGGAAGGCGGCUGAGCUGGUGGCAGAGAACUGCGAGGCCUACGAAGCCCACAUGCGGGACGUGUGCAGCUACCUGGAGGAGAGGCUGGCGGCUGAAUUUGGUAAGAGAAUCCAUCUGAACAGCCAGUUUCCAGGCACUGAGCGACUCCCCAACACCUGUAACUUCUCCAUCCUGGGACCCCAGCUGCAAGGCCGCUUGGUGCUGGCCCAGUGCAGGACGCUGCUGGCCAGCAUGGGGGCUGCGUGCCACUCGGACCAUGGAGACCGGCCAUCCCUGGUGCUGCUGAGCUGCGGCAUCCCCUUGGACGUGGCCAGGAACGCCAUCCGGCUCAGCGUGGGCCGCGGCACCACCCGGGCCGAAGUGGACCUCGUCGUGCAGGACCUGAAGCAGGCGGUGGCCCGGCUGGAGGGCCAGGCCUAGUGCCCAGGGUGGUGCCAGAAGGAGUCUUCCUCUUGUCCCAGAGCGUGUGGGCUCCGGGCUCCCUCCCGUCCCUUGGUCAGUGAGGGAGCGGGUCUGCUGGGCACACAGAUGCCACCGGUGCUGAGGGGCCCAGGACAAGAUGCCCUCGUGGGACCGUCCCUGUCACUGCUGCCCAGUGGCACCAGUUGGAUUAGAAACGCUUUAGCCACGUCCACGCUCCCCUCUCGGAAGCGGGGCGAGCUUGUUACAAGCACGCCCUUCCUGGAAGGUGGCAUUUUUAUCCGAAAGGUAAAAUCCUAGUAGUUACAAUUGAUUGUCAGCUGCUCUCAUGGAAAUAGGAAACCUGGUUUUUGGCUGCUGUCCUGGCCUCUGUGCACCUGUUGGCUGAGAGGUCGGUCCCUCCUCACCCUCAUGGCCCUUCUCAAGCCCUUUCCAGAGGGAGGGGGCCCCUGCGGUCAGGCCCCCUCCCCGCUUGGCGUCCCCCCGCUUCCUGGGCCUGCCCAUCCUCCUCAUCACUUGCUGGUCACUCGGGCCAUCGACCACUGGGCACCCUCUCACCCAGUCCGCAGGCCCCUCCCGUCCCUUCCAUUCGAUCAUUCACUCAGAGUUUCAGCUCAGCCGUCAGAGUCACGGGCGGCAGUGCCUGCGUGAUGCUGGGUCAUUCCCAAGGCGGAAAAUCGUUCAUCCCUCGCUCAGCUCCCAUCUCAGUUGUAUUUGCGGGAUGAUUCUUUGAUCUUCACAGAGGCAUUGUGGUGUCUGAUUCACAUCAAAUGUCAUGUCUAUGGAGACAUUUACAUAGGAGUGGUUUUUUUAAUUGAAUAACACUUUUAAUGUGCGGUUGAAAGGUGCAAGGAACUUCAUGAUGGCACUGAGGAAACAACCGUCAGAAAUUAGAUGAACUAAUAAAA
Molecule: messenger RNA, 2337 nt
Organism: Eubalaena glacialis (North Atlantic right whale)
Lineage: Eukaryota; Metazoa; Chordata; Mammalia; Artiodactyla; Balaenidae
Gene: SCLY
Product: selenocysteine lyase
Exons: 12
Coding region: 92-1429 (445 amino acids)
Source: RefSeq, a predicted model, not a curated record